This is a messenger RNA of Camellia sinensis, 1152 nucleotides long. NCBI's taxonomy places the organism in Eukaryota, Viridiplantae, Streptophyta, Magnoliopsida, Ericales, Theaceae. The record is from RefSeq and is a predicted model, not a curated record.
AUGACCUUAACCCUGGAUGAUGUUGGCACUAUUCUUGGCCUUCUCAUUGUAGGCAAAUCAGUCAGCGUACCAGAUGUGACAGAUCAUCAUGGAGUUACAUUACUCAUUUAUGGCUUGGGGAUUACUGAACGUGCAACACAUGAAGAGGUUUCUUCUACUGGUGGCAAUUUAGUCAGGCUUGAGUGGUUGCGAAGUCAGUUUGCUGGUGUCACAGAUUCAGACCCCGAGGAGGCUAUACAGUGCGCUGCUAGAGCUUAUUUGUUGUUUCUGUUGGGAUGUACACUCUUCAGUGACAAGAGUGGUGACAGGGUUCCUGUUGUUUACCUUGGCUUAUUGAUGGAUUUGGGAUCCAUUCAUACUUACGCCUGGGGUGCUGCUGCAUUAGCAUUUUUAUACAGACAGUUGGGGUAUGCUAGCUGGUCUGGGGUUAAGCAGAUGGGUGGUUAUAUGACUCUUUUGGAGGCGUGGAUUUAUGAUCACUUUCGAGCAUUUCAACCUCACCAGAACAUGGGCUACAAUGAAGACAUGCCACACGUGUACCAUUGGCCAUCUAGGAGAGAGACGGGUUCCUCCAUUGAUCAUUUGAAAUCUUUUCGAGCCGAGCUUGACAGUUUGGUAGCUACUGAUGUUAUUUGGGAUCCAUACCACAGCUGCAGAGACCAGCAUCCAUGUAACCCGGUUACGUUGUACCAUGGAUGCUUAAAGUGCUUAGACGUUGUCAAACCCUAUCAUCCAGAUAAAGUUCUGAGGCAGUUUGGCAGGGUUCAAACCAUCCCAGAUUCACCGCUAGCUCCCAGUCGUGGUGCACGAGGCAACAUAUCCGCACGAUAUACAGUCAUGUAUAGAUACUUGGAUAGGAUCUGGGAGGCUUGCGAUAACAACGUGUUAUCUAAGCAACGGAGGAGCACACCACGUAUUGCACAUGCACUGCAGAUUUCACAUCCUAUUAUUAACGCUGGUUAUGAGGAGGGGAUUCGACAUCCUUAUCGACUCUACCAGGCUAUCGAGAGUAUGACGCAUGUCCUUGAAGGUCAGCACAUUGACGAAGCUGGACCUAGUUCUGCUAGACCUACUUAUACUGGAGGUCGCUUUCCAUCUUCGACAUUGACAUACAGUCGUAGGCCUAGGCGUAGGCAUACAGCUGAUUCGUGA